Messenger RNA from Cydia pomonella (codling moth), 6909 nucleotides. Its product is annotated as tyrosine-protein phosphatase non-receptor type 9-like. Gene Ontology annotation, biological process: protein dephosphorylation. Gene Ontology annotation, molecular function: protein tyrosine phosphatase activity. The transcript has a single exon. Lineage: Eukaryota; Metazoa; Arthropoda; Insecta; Lepidoptera; Tortricidae. The record is from RefSeq and is a predicted model, not a curated record. The coding region runs from base 5399 to 6349 and encodes 316 amino acids.
UCAGUUGCUUCAAAACACUUUGUUAUUCAAAACAGAGUACAUUGGUGCAACUUUCGCACUUGGACCUGUUAGUUAAACAUAAAUAACUCUUACUUCGUAGUCAAGAGAGAAGAAAUUAUUUUUUUUAUAGCUAUGUAAUUAAUCUUCAGUACAAACGUGACUUUUUAUGUUAUUUCCGUGAAACCAUACAUUCUUAUUUGUUGUUUUCAGUCCAAAAAAUAAAAGUAUUUUUGUAGAAUUUUAUUAGGAAAAUUCCAGUGAAGUAGGUACCUAAACCUCACCUAGAUUUCCUAAUUUACAUUACAUGUAAAACAUAUGUUAUUUUUUCACGUCUAGUAAUAAACGCUUAUCAGGAGGUCGUUUCCUGAAAGCUGUUCAAAUUUUACAACUUUUUAAGUAAAUUCCUGAGUAAAAGCAUUUAUAUUAGUCAUUUAAUUAUUUUAAUGUACGCCACAAGCUGAUGUAAACGCGAGGUACGAUUAAAAUAAAAAAUGACGAAAUUGUCACUUUAUGUUGUCAACAAAAUGAGCCUAGACUUAUGUCAUUUCAAGAAUUAGAUGAACACUAGACCCUUUGUUACGAAAUGUCAUUAACAUCGUAAAGAUUAAUAGCUGUAAUUCAUAGAACUGUAGGCAAAAUAAUUUAAAGCAUGUCGCACUCUUACAGCGAAGAAAUUACAAGAUAUUUAUAAUUAUAACGCUUAUCAAUAUUUAUUCGCCGUAAACAUCAAGAAAUCCACUAGUGGAUGUAGAGUGUGCAGUAAAAAAAUAUUUUUAUCUUAAAGACGUCAUGCAAAAGCAUACAAAUUAAGGUAAAAGGUGUAGCUUAAUGUAAUUGAGGUUUUUGCGUCAUCAAUAGUGUAAUUGAUUGGAAAUAAUGCGUCACUUAAUAUGCUCUUUAAUAAACAAUGCUCCCAUGAACGACCCAAUUAAGGGUAUGAAUGGUCGCUUAUCUUGAUAUUAUUUUAUAGCCAUUUAUUAUUAACUAAUCAAAGGGAAUUUUUAUGUAUAUUAUUUGCGUCAUCAAAACAAUAAUCUAAUUAACUCACAUGGGCCGAUGCACUAAUUUGGUUAUGGAAAAAAUAUACGAAUAAUUGUUCUCUUUUGUUAAUUUUUUCCAAAUGAUUUUAAUCGAGCGCAAUAGCUGGACAAUAGCUUUAUUCGUCAUGUAGACAUCUGACACUGGUCCCGAAAACAGACGACCUAACAGUCAAUUUUUUCCUGGAAAUAAAACAUCCAUAUCAUAUGUUUGGUUACGUAUUUUCUUUUUAUUGAUAACUGGCUAAAAACUGCCUUUUCAUUACUUUUAAUAACAUACCUCUGAAUGCAUAAAAAAUAAAAUUAUGUAUUCACUUUCUUUAAAGUUCGAGGUGUUCUAACAUAAUGCAUUGUUUUAAUAAUAUAUCAAUGACGUCAGUUGGCUUAGGUUAUUUAGGUCACAUUGACAUUGGCUCCCAAAUCCAGACUGUUUUUUGUUCUUUUAUUCUUGGGAGCAAAAUAAAUUUAUGUAUGGUAAAAAAUAUCUUGUUAGUUGAACAAAAAUGAGCUUUAUUUUGUAACGUAAAGGACUUUACAUUGCCUACUAGUUUGAUUCAUUCGACUACAGUUAACAAAUACUUUCUGUAUCGCAAUCUUGAUUUAUUACCUCGGUGACUGUAACCCGACGACCUAUAAGCCACAGAGUACCUAUAAGUUCCUUAUUUCGUUGUGAAGUCUUAUUACGGUCAUACGUACAUCAUCAGGAUGUAUUCCCCUGAAGAUAGACUAGAGCUUGCGAGAGAAGUCCUUAAACUUCAGGAGAAACUUAACCGUUUGAGGCUUAAAAAUCCUCAAACGGAAGAAGCUAAGCAACUAAACAACAAAGAGAUCCAGAUAGCAAAACAACAAUAUGAAAAUAAGAAGUACGAGUUGGUCAUAAUGUGUUCACGGGAGCGGUUUGUUGAGGAUUUAGUGCAAAUGGCCCUCUUAUAAUUAGGUAAGUGCUCCUGCUGUUUUUAUCAAUCACACCUGGACUAAAAAUUUAACAAUAACAUCCUUUGUUUACUUUGCGAUAUUAAGUUGAUUCCUAUUACCUAGAAAGCUGCAGUAAGGUCAGUCUAGGGUUAAAAGCAUCGUCCUACUUAAAAACUUAGUGCGUAAAUAGUUGAACUAGUUAAUUUAAUUUGGAGUAAUUAAUCCAUUUGAGAGUUAACAAUAAAGAUAACGGGCGAGGAAUACCCUGUUUAUGUAGAACAAUUAAAAUCAUUGAACCGCAGGUGGCUAUUUAAUUUAUGCUAAUGGUCGGACAUGUGCGUAGGAUUUUACAAGGGUAUAUAAAGGUUUUUUACUACCAAACAAAGUUAGUUUACAAACAACUACCUAGGAAGGAACAGUUUUUUAUCAGUUAAUGUGCAUAGUUUUUUCUUUCUGAUAGAAUACGCUCGUCACAAAAGUCCUGCACCCCAAACAUGAAUACCAACGACUUUUUCCACUUUAUGGACCAACCAAAUCUACAGACUCGUAUAGAAGAGGAAUUUAAUUCAAUAAUUUCGGAGCAAAGAGAGGAGCAGAAUGGCUGUCUUCCAUUGGUGCAUUACCUUCGUCGUGAGAAGCUCAAUAAUGAAGCAAACCUGAAAGCGAGCUUCGUUGACAGUUACGAUACCCACCGAAAAUUCUUGUGCAUAAAAAAUCCAUAUGUGAAAGACCGUGACGUGUUUUGGCAAGCAGUGUGGGACAACAAAGUCCAAAUAAUAGUGAUGACGUGCCAGUUAAUUGAUAACACCUAUCAAUAUUGGUCUCCAAAAGAACGUUAUACUUUAGUGAGUAAGAAAUUUAGGGUUAAGACUUGGAAGAUUAUAAUCUUUCCUUACUACACUUUAACUGUCUUAAGUUUAAAUCAAACAGGACCUAAGUACAAGCGGAGCCGUCCAAUUUUUCACUAUCAAUAUACCGCUUGGCCCAGAGAAAAAUUUAGUCAUCAACCAGACGCCUUUGUAGAGUUUUAUAACUUUGUUAAUCACAUGUAUGCCAAGUUAAAGAAGCAAGUAGCUGAUAAGACAUUUAUUCCCCCUAUGCUGGUGCAUUGUAUCGAGGGUGUUGGCAGUUCCGAUGUAUUUUGUGCGUUAGAUAUGUGUGUCAACCAAUUAGAAGCUACAGGAAUCGUGUCAUUGCCACAUACCCUCGAAAAAAUGCGACAGCAAAAAUUUGGGUCCUUUUGCCGCUCAGAUCUCUAUGUAUUAUCCUAUCAAUUACUUAAAGCAUAUCUUGAUAACAAUUAGUCGAUCGGGCUCGAAUGUAAGUUUUGCCCGUUCAAUAUUUUAUAGCUUAUUUGACUGAUUAUAAAGUUUACAGUGUAUGUUUGAGUUUAAAGUAAUUAUGAGAUAUAAAUGAGCUACUUUUCUUAUGAACUAUGAGCCAGUGUUGUAAUUAAGAGCAAUAUUCUAAUUGCUAUUAAAAUGUAAGUAUAAUUUAAAUAAAGUUUACAUAAUCUUAACUCAAGUGUAUUUCCAAGAAAUCUGUGCUUUCUGCGAUAAGUGUCAUUUAAAAUAAACAAGUUUUAUGGUUUUGUUAUUGAUGAUCCGGACUUGGAGUUCACAAUACAUAUAAAAGAUAGGUUAUCACUUAAUUAUUCCAUUAAAUGAGCUUAUCAGCAGUAAUUCACGGAACGGGAGUGUCAUCCCUUGACUUUAAUUGAAUAUAAGCGCCAGUUGAUAGAUACUUAUCUAAAGUCAUCCUCGAGACUUCAUUACGUACAGUCGCAUUAUUAAAAAAUUAAAAAUGCAUUUACAACUCAAAGUGAGUGACCAAAAAUUAGCUGCAGUGAGUGAAGCACGAAUUUAGAAGCAGAAGAAAUCAAAACAAUUACUUAGAAGCUGUCAAGUCGGAGCAUAAUUACAUCGUAUCACAGCGAAUAAUUGGAUCGUUUGAGUACUUUUCAAGGGCAAAAAAUUAAAAAAAAAACCGUUACUUCGACGUCGCCUGCUUGGACAGAUCUCGAGUGAGGAUUACGCCUAAAGAAGCUGAUACUGACUACAUACAUGCUAAUUAUGUUGAUCAUUGUGGAAGACCAAACAAGUAUGUGGCGACUCAGGGACCUCUGAAAGAAACAGUUAAUCAAUUUUGGCAGAUGGUCUGGGAGCAGAAUUCUCGGAUUAUUGUCAUGCUAACGAAACUCCAAGAAAAUGGGAAAGAAAAAUGUGCUCAAUACUGGACUGCAUUUGGUAGCAAACAAAAUAUUUUUGUAACCAAUGAGUUUUCAAUCAAAACAUUGAAAGAGACCAAAAACAAUUCAGGAUACACUAGGUCACUAUUUGAAGUUUUCAAUUCCACUACCGAAGAAAGCAGACUGAUACUACAUUAUCAAUAUGUAGAUUGGCCAGAGUAUGGAGCACCUACCAACACCAAAUCGUUUACAAACCUUAUUUGGGAUGUAAAUGACCAAUAUCGGAGCACUUUAAUCAACGAAGUGAAUAGACUAACACCUGGACCUAUUAUUGUUCACUGUAGUGCUGGAGUCGGAAGAACAGGAACUUUUUGCGCUAUAGACUCUUGUAUCUAUCAACUAGCAAAGACUAAAGAAGUCUCAGUACCGAAAAUUGUAAUGCAGAUACGCGAACAGCGGUGUUUAAGUGUUAUAGCUGUAGAACAAUAUGUAUUUAUUUACACUGUGUUACAUGAGUUUUUGCAGUUAUUUGAUACGUCCGCUGAAAUGAGACAAUUCUUUUGUGAGCCUUGACUGAUGUACUUUACACGUUUGUAUUAAUUAUUUCAUAAAGUUUAUAAAGUAAUUAAAUUAUGAAGUGUGACUCUGAAAUAAAAACUGGUCCAAUAUUGUACUUAGAAGUAAUAUCGUACUUGUAAAUAGAAUGUAAGUCUUAAUUGAUUAAAUUUUUUUACAUUUUAUUUGAUAGUUUUAAUAACUUUUACACAAAUCUGUAUUUAAAUUGACACUUGUAGAGUCGAUGACUGUUUAAAUUUUGCGUGGGCAGAAAACGGAUGUCCUUUGGUUAACCAGUACCCAAAGUUCUUAUCAAUGAAAACUGAGGGAAACCAACUCGUAACUGUGAAUCAGAAUGAGUACUCCUGAUUGAGAAAUAACAUGAAUAUUGUAAUUGCUAAUUGCUCUCGACAAAAAUGCAGAGUCAUAACUAUAUUACCAAUAAAUCAGGACCUAUGUUAAGAUAAACAAGUUUUAUAGUUUUGUUACUGAUGAUCCGAGUAGAGGGUUCAACUUUGAAUAGACAAAAGAUUAUCACUAAAUAAAUUUAUUAGGCAUUUUUUAAUGAUUCACGGGUAGGAAAUAUCAUCCUGUGGGAGGUAACAUCCUGUGAUUCAAAGGGAUAUAAACGAAAGCUGAUAAAUACUUGUCUAUUGUCAUCCCCAACACUUCAGUACGUAGUCGCAUUGUUCGAAUAUUUAAAAUGAAUUUAAAAUUAAUUAUGUUUUCCCAAAAAUUAACUACACUGAGUGAAGAAGAAUUUAGAAGAAAAAGAUAUCAAGCUGGUUAUUUAAACACAAUCCGAUUCGAGCAUUACCUCAUCACGUCACAGCCGCAGAUUGGAUCGUUUGAGCACUUUUCGAAGCAAGAAAACGAAAAGAAAAAUCGUUAUCCUGACAUCAUCUGCUGGGACGCUUCACGUGUGAAGAUAACUCAAAAGAACUGUGAUACUGACUACAUUCACGCCAAUUUCGUGGACCAUUAUGAAACAUCGAGGAAGUUUAUAAUAGCAACACAGGGGCCUCUAAAAGAAACAAUUGAUCAGUUUUGGCAAAUGGCAUGGGAGCAAAACUCCCGUAUAAUUAUCAUGCUGACAAAAUUUCAAGUUGCCGGAGAAGAAAAAUGUGCUAAAUACUGGAACGCGGACAACCCACAAGUGAAGUUUCAAGCAGGUGAGCUGUCAAUCAAAAUAGUAGAUGUCACACAAAGUUCGGAUUACAUCACAACGAUAUUUGAAGUUUUUAAUUGCACCACCGAGGAAAGCAGGCUGAUUAUGCAUUAUCAGUACUUAGACUGGCCAGAUCAAAAAGUACCUCCUAAAUGCGAAUCAUUGAUGAAGCUCAUUAUAGAUAUGACUGAAGAGCAUCAGAAGAUUUUAAGAAAAGCAACAAAUGCACCCACUGGACCUGUUAUUGUUCACUGUAGUGCUGGGAUUGGAAGAACAGGAUCGUUUUGUGCUACAAACUUAUGUAUAACUCAAUUAGCAAAAACCGGAAAAAUCUCAGUACCCGAAAUAGUAAUGCAAGUACGAAAACAAAGACGUUCAAGUGUUUUCGCUGUAGAACAAUAUGUAUUUAUUUACACUGUGCUAUAUGAGUUUUUGCGGCUGUUUGACAUGUAUCCAGAGGUGAAACAACUUUUUUGUGAGUCUUGACUGAUGUAUUUUGCACAUUUGCACUAAUUAUGAGCUAAUAUUUUAUAUAAAAGUAAUAUAAUCGUUGUUAAAAUGUAAUCGUAAUUGAUUAAAAUUAUUAAAGGAAUUGACACUGUAAUUUUUGUGAAAUAAAAUGAUGCGCAUACCCCUCGUUUUAUUUCAAACUAUCAGCUUAGCAACCAAAUGAAAAGAAUACUCAUAUUGUAUUGCCAUUCUUAGGCAAAGAAUAGAUCAAAGAUGGCCUAAAUUCUGAACUUUUCAUUGUUAAGCCGAUCUCACUACCAGAUAAGGGUCAUAUAAAAAGAAAAUUAUGUAACAGUUUUCAGUACUUCAGUCUUGUCUUUCUUUUGUUUAAGACCUAUAACUUUCUUCUAAAAAAUGGAUCCUGCUACUAUUGCAAAUAUUUUUAGAAAAGUAUCGUCAACUGGCACUAAUAUAUUCCAUGAAAUUGCUGCUGAAGGCUCUAUUAUACUUUUGGAACGAGUAAGUCAGUUUAUAAUGCCCUCAAACAAAAUUCUUCUGCAAGAAAAUAACUACAGUGGACAGCAAUGUGUUCAUAU